AUGUUCCUCGCCACCCUGCUCGUCGCCCUGUGCAUCGCGCUCACCUUCAUCUCCGCGCUCAUCGUCAUCACGCUCGGCCGCGCGUCCCCGGCCCUGGGCCGAAGCCGACGAAGAUCAUUACCGUGUUGUCCGUCGGCACGCUCGCGCUGGGAUCUCGCCGGGUCGGUAUGGUUCAUCGCGGUGCUCAUUGAGUGGCGUGCGACGAGGUGGACGAAGGCGGUCCCGUAUGCUGUCGUGGCGUCGGCGUGGUUGCAAGCGGAGAAGGACACGGUGAUAAACAGCGUAUUUUUGGCCGCUGUGGGCGGUACUCAACCUGCUGUUGAUGCCACAAAUUUGCAAGGUGGAAGAUGUAUGGCAAAUGCCAGAAACUUGGCAGCAAUGCAUGCCGUCCGCACUAAUAUAUCCGACGAUUACGUCAUGCACCUGCCUCAUGCCUAUCGCACGCGGCAAAAGCGAGGAACUCAACCAGGCGGCCUUUGCCUCCGAUCCCUCUGUCACUGCAUCGCUACCCCUGUUCUUUCUCGCAAUCUACUUGCUUUCUACCACAUCUGA
This is a messenger RNA of Epithele typhae, 552 nucleotides long. RefSeq lists its product as uncharacterized. The record is from RefSeq and is a predicted model, not a curated record. The transcript has 2 exons. The coding region runs from base 1 to 552 and encodes 183 amino acids. NCBI's taxonomy places the organism in Eukaryota, Fungi, Basidiomycota, Agaricomycetes, Polyporales, Epitheliaceae.